Messenger RNA from Gigantopelta aegis, 801 nucleotides. RefSeq lists its product as uncharacterized. The coding region runs from base 1 to 801 and encodes 266 amino acids. The record is from RefSeq and is a predicted model, not a curated record. Lineage: Eukaryota; Metazoa; Mollusca; Gastropoda; Neomphalida; Peltospiridae. The transcript has 3 exons.
AUGUUGGUCUUUACUAACUGGGAGUAUCGCGUUGGUAGUUUCCCGGCCUUAAGUGACCACUGCUCCUCAGUUUCAACAACAGGCUUCGGCGGUUGCGUCGGGGGUCCUGGCUUGGCUGGUUGGUCUCCUGGUGACGCAAUCGCUUUCCGCUUGGCAACGGCUAUCGAUCGGGCCUGGGACUCGACUGCGGCACUCUUCCGAGGUGGAGGUGGCAUCACAGGAGUCCCGGAGGCUGAGUUCAGCGGAGUUUUGGACACAACACUGAGAGCCACAGUGACUGGGAAGGCAGAUAAUAAUGACAAACAAGGGUGUUUCAUACAGGUUGUGUUGAGACCGAUAUCAUGCAGAGACUCGGGUCAGUACUUCUGCAAAACCAACUACUUAACAGUAGAUUUGGAUCCUGGUAUCUCAGAAGACAGCCGAAAUAUUACUGUACAUAGUCCAGUCUCUGUGUUUGUUAGACCACGGAAGGAGGCUGAUCCAUACUUCGUGAAUGAAACUGUAGAAUUCCGGUGUACUGGUGAUGUUGGGAAUCCAUCACAAAGCAGACCGUGGUUAUGGCAAUGGAAGUUAGUAAGCGGUAUGAUGGAUCUGUGGACAUCUUACCCAUAUAAUGACAGGAUCCACGAUGAUCCAGUCACUCCUGGAAACUGUUUGAAUCAGGGACGAUCCACUCUAAGACACGUUGUGUCUGUGGAUGACAAUGGCCGGAUGUUCCGGUGUCUCGUGAACAACAACGAAUUGUACUCUGCCAACUUUACCAUCUACAUUGAAAGUGAGUAUGAGACAAACUUAACAUGA